Molecule: messenger RNA, 1346 nt
Organism: Macrobrachium nipponense
Lineage: Eukaryota; Metazoa; Arthropoda; Malacostraca; Decapoda; Palaemonidae
Exons: 5
Coding region: 525-1127 (200 amino acids)
Source: RefSeq, a predicted model, not a curated record
AAAUUUUCCUAGUCAUGUCACCUUUACAUCAUAUACACCCCCUUUUUACGCCCCUUCCUGUAGUGCUCAGUGGAAAACUUUCAUUAGGCCUAGUAAUCAAUAUCUACGUACUACGUGCGAAGCCCUUCUGUAGAAUGACCGAAACCUGUGGCUAAAAUAGAAAAGGGGGAAAAGUAACUCCAAAGACUCUCAGUCAAUUUCCUAUAUCCUCUGGACCUUCUGAGAGAGAAAACUGAACAUAAAAGAGAGAGAGAACGAAUCGAGGGCAUAAAAUGAUAAAGGGAGAAGACGACAGGAGGGGGAGGAGGAGGAGGAGGAGUCGAUAUUGUCAGGUUAAGGAUCCUGGAGUUCUCAGUUUCCGUGCGCGCUCCUGUCUACCCGGCUGGACUGUUCUCCUCCAUCCAAAUACCUUGUGAAAUGAGUUGCUAGACCACUCUCAGCUAGCUAGCUAAUAGACCCUUGAGCAACUGAGUGCAGAUUCCUGCUUCUUACUUGAACCAAGAGAUAGCCCCAUAUUCACCAAAAUGCUAACUGUCAAUAUAUCGCAAAACAAGUUCAUUGCACAUCCUUCUUGGACCAUAAGCAACGUCAUAAGUUUACCAACCAGUGACAAUACAUCCGGUGGGACCACGAUGCGAUCCGCUAUCCAAUUUCUCAUCAUCUCCAACACCUUGCUGGAGACCAUAUUCAUGCCCAGUGCUCAAAACUCCGGUGGCUCAAGCACAGACCAGCUCAACAUCUUUCGGUCUAUCGAAGACUCCAUGGGAGCGAUGGGCUUCGACGGGCGUGGGUGUCUCCUGAGGCUCAUCUGUGAACUGCAGAGCAACCCAAUAGGAGAAUUCACUGUCAUCGGGGAAAUCCUCACUGUCUUGUUCACGCCCAAACGCGGCCUGAACGAUUUCCUCCACGAGUACAUUCUGGCUGAAAUGGCCGGUGCCAACGGUGAACACUGUCCAACCCGAUACCCCACCUGCCCUUUCUCCCUCAUGAAGACCGUCAAGCAGUACAAGAGGUUCAUGGAGGGAUUUUCAGCCAAUGACGACAAACCGGGCUUAUCCGACCCUCUUUACGCGAAUUACGACUUUGGGAACAACCACAUCGCUCUUCCAGAAAUCAUUUACCACUAAGCUGACCAGAAACACUUCGUGGUAACCAUAGGUCUGUACAGUCAGUGGAAGAACGGACACAGAACAGGAAGGAAAGCUAGAAAGCCAAGUUGAUGCCCUUCCAGCUGGGGGCUUGGCUGUUUACAUCAGCUAAGACUAAGAAAGGACUGCAUCGUCACAGGAACGUGAGAUGUUGAACUUAUUUUUGUAGAACAUCGUAGUUUGUGAAUGUAUGUUUAA